Messenger RNA from Nilaparvata lugens (brown planthopper), 1680 nucleotides. RefSeq names its product sensory neuron membrane protein 2-like. Gene Ontology annotation, cellular component: membrane; cytoplasm. The coding region runs from base 991 to 1413 and encodes 140 amino acids. The transcript is spliced from 8 exons. Gene Ontology annotation, molecular function: scavenger receptor activity. The record is from RefSeq and is a predicted model, not a curated record. NCBI's taxonomy places the organism in Eukaryota, Metazoa, Arthropoda, Insecta, Hemiptera, Delphacidae.
UUUCAAGUGGUUGUCGUGCAUGAUUGCAUCAACAAAUAUGGAUUUUCGAAAAGCGCUCACAUUUGCUCUUGUUUUAGGAAUAUUUACUUUGUCAAUAACUUUGUUAACUGACUGGUUCCUCUUGGAUAGAAUUGUGAAUUCGAGAAUUGGUCAAGAGCUGGCUCUCAGGAACGGAACUGAUUCGUGGAACAGAUGGAUUGAAUCGCCAAUACCAAUCUAUUUGAAAAUCUAUAUAUUUAAAGUCACUAAUCCAGAUGAGGUCAAUUUAGGAGUAAAGCCAAAGUUGAUCGAGAAAGGACCUUAUGUGUACAAGGUGUGACAAAUAUUCUGAAUGAUAUCAAAGGAUUACAGUCAAUGAUGAGAAUAUUCAUGGAGCUGGCCGUUCCUCCCAUAUUCAACUCACCAAAUUUGAUAUUCAUCAACGCUACAGUCAGAGAUCUACUGUUCUCAGGCAUCAAAAUCGAUUGUCAAAGAUCUGACAAGAAUAUAGCAGUAUUCUCCAUGUGCUCGGCUCUUCGUCAUAUGAUGCCAAUAAAGGUUUUGCAAAUGGGCAGCAAUGGUGACUUCUCUAUGGCAAUUCUAAGGCAUCGACAAAGUCUCGGCACAUUUAGUAUCAACGCUGGAAAUAAGGAUCCAUCAGCUCUGGGUGAAAUUCUUCGGUGGAACAAGAAGACAGACAUGUCGCUCUGGUCCGGAAAACGCUGCAAUUAAAUAGGUGGAAGUGACGUCUCACUACUCCCCCCAUUCAUCCACAAACAGUCUCAAUUGAGCGUCUUCUCUACAGAUAUAUGCAGUGUAGUUCAUUUGGUAUACAAGGAAGACAUUUAUUACGAAGGUGUAAAAGGACUGAGAUUCACACCAAGUUGGUUAUUCUUGGCAGACGAUGUUCUCGUCAAUGAAGAUGCGUCCUGCUAUUGUAACGGUACAAUAAACGGCCUUACACAGCCAACUACAUGUGCUCCAAAAGGCGCUGUUGACAUUUCCAAUUGCAUGGAUGUGCCUGUAAUAAUGACCAAGCCUCAUUUCUUGGAUGCAGCUAAUGACUUGUUGGACGAUGUCGAUGGUUUGAAGCCGGAUCCAGAAUUGCAUAACUCAUACUUUGAUAUUGAACCAAAAACUGGAAUUCCCUUGGAAGGCUACCAUAGAAUCCAAGUGAAUUUAAAAUUGAAUCAAAUAACAACGAUGACACUCAUGAAAGAUUUGAGAAAUCUAACGUUUCCUCUACUGUGGGUGGAAGAGGGUAUACAACUUGGCCCUGAAGAAAUAGAUAAGCUGAACGAAUUAAUUAUCGAACAAUUGCUCAUCAUUAAUAUUGUAAAAUGGAGUAUUCUGACAACAAGCACUUCUAUUAUAAUAAUAACAAGCUUAUUCAUGUGUAAACUCAGCAAAUCCAAUAUGAAACAAAAAGUGUAAUAGAUCGAGCCAUCUCCAGUCUCCACCCCACAUUAAACACAUUAAAGUUGUAAUGGACAACCUCAACGCCAGAAUUGCCAACAAAACACAGAUUCCUCCAUGCACACGUAGACAUUUUCCUUGUGGCUUGCCUUCAAAUUUUCUGUUGCAUAUGUGUAGAAAUGGAUUAACAAUAGAAAUAACAAUAAAAUCUUAUUCAAGUUGAAUCAUUUUUGUAUAGCCUACAGAAAUUGUGAUUAAAAUUUGUUAAUAAAGAUUUUGACUUUA